UAAUCAGAGCUCUCUUCUGAUUGGACGAUGAGGUUAACGCUCUCAGUGACCAAUCAACGAGCAGCUCAGAUUCUAUAUAAGGCUGGCGUUGAACAGGUCCGGCUUCAUUCUUUUCUUUUUAAUCGACGAAAGAAAUUGCUAGAAAAUGUCUGGACGUGGUAAGACCGGCGGAAAGGCCAGAGCAAAGGCGAAGACUCGCUCCUCCAGGGCCGGGCUCCAGUUCCCCGUCGGCCGUGUCCACAGGCUGCUGAGGAAGGGCAACUACGCCGAGCGCGUCGGUGCCGGAGCUCCGGUCUACUUGGCCGCGGUGCUCGAGUACCUGACCGCUGAGAUCCUCGAGUUGGCUGGAAACGCAGCCCGUGACAACAAGAAGACCAGGAUCAUCCCCCGUCACUUGCAGCUGGCCGUCCGCAACGACGAGGAGCUCAACAAGCUGCUCGGAGGAGUCACCAUCGCUCAGGGUGGUGUGCUGCCCAACAUCCAGGCGGUGCUGCUGCCCAAGAAGACCGAGAAGCCCGCAAAGAAGUAGAUCGCUACCGGGAGAACAACUAAACAAAGGCUCUUUUAAGAGCCACCCAUCACUACUACAAGGGCUAUGAAUUCUACAUGUGAUUUAUUUUAUAUAUUUUCUAUAACCAGCAAUAAGUAUAAACGAGGACGCCAAGUCAAAGGUUGAAACCUAAAAUUACAUUUAUUUAAUGGAGUUGCCAUAAACCUAUUUGAUCUUGUAAUAAUAACUAGUCUUGCAUAUUAGCAUUUUAAUGUCAGCAGUGUCUUCAGAUAAAUGCAUAAUUACUUGUCAAUUGGAGAUUUCGUUUUUAUUCAUCCAGAAGGGAAAGCAUAAAUAAAAAUCUUUACAAUAAUAUCUCUACAUUAGGGAUUAAUGGGGGACAAUAAUUUGCAUUAAAUUAAAAGUUAGUCCAUGAGUGGUUAACUCUCAGUUUGUAAUUUAUGGCUCAGUACUGUUAAGUGGUUGUAAAAAUAAAUGAUGGGCAGAAGACAGCAGUUAGCUGUAUAAAAUUAACAUUCAUGAGCAAAAGGAGCAUUGUGUAGCUAAAAAACUGUCGCUCAGACAUCCCAAUUUGUUCAGCCAUUCGGCAUUGUACAUUGUUCCUCUGGAAUCUUAUUAGUAUCAAUGUUUUUUGUCAGUCCCGUGGAGCGUUGCUAGCCUCCUGACUUUCCUCUUAGCAUGGUUGCAAUUAUAUUUCAGGUACCAUAGUCACACUGAAACAGUGUCUACUGACUGGUGACCUGUCUAAUCUAAUCUAAAAAGCAGCACUAUCAUAGUAGUUUGAGUUAAUUUAAAUGCUAUAUUAAUAGGAGAUAUGUAUUUAAA
Molecule: messenger RNA, 1336 nt
Organism: Mugil cephalus (flathead mullet)
Lineage: Eukaryota; Metazoa; Chordata; Actinopteri; Mugiliformes; Mugilidae
Product: histone H2A-like
Exons: 1
Coding region: 146-529 (127 amino acids)
Cellular component (GO): nucleosome
Molecular function (GO): protein heterodimerization activity; structural constituent of chromatin; DNA binding
Source: RefSeq, a predicted model, not a curated record